Dreissena polymorpha is the source of this 4901-nucleotide messenger RNA. Its product is annotated as axin interactor, dorsalization-associated protein-like. Gene Ontology annotation, molecular function: phosphatidylinositol binding. The record is from RefSeq and is a predicted model, not a curated record. Bases 229 to 1116 code for a protein of 295 amino acids. The transcript has 10 exons. Gene Ontology annotation, cellular component: membrane. NCBI's taxonomy places the organism in Eukaryota, Metazoa, Mollusca, Bivalvia, Myida, Dreissenidae.
UACAAAAUAUCUAGUAUUUAAACUGAGUCCCACAUUUAUGUCUACCAUUUCAUGGGAGAUCUUGACUUAAAUCACAGGGAAAUGUUAAUUAUUGUUUUACGACAUCAUAGCUAUUAUUGCCCUUUUGUGGUAGUACCUGUCAGCCAAAUUUGACAUUUGUAAACAUUUCAAAGAACAAUUAAAAUGGUUUGACUUCUUAGCUCUGUCGAUUUUUAGCAUGUUUCCGCGAUGACGGAAAAGGACAAUGAAGAAAAGGUUGUCACAGCUUGGUAUUCGGCAUUCAAAACAGGAACCGACCAUGAUCUCUGGGGUCAACCUGUUGAAGCGAUUGAUGGCUAUAGAAGGUUAUCCAAGCAGUUUCAGAAAUGUUCAUCAUCAGACACCAACAGAUUCACUGAUGAACAAAAGAAAAUAUUGGGAAAAAUAUCCAUUUGUUUAGAACUUAGAUGUAAAUCAUUACAGAACCCUGGUAUCUCAGAAGGAAUCUCAUUAGAUGAUCUGAAGAAAAUUGGUGCAACCUUGCAGAAUCUCGUACUACAGAAAGCGAAGGACUUUCCUGUAGAUGUUUUGGAUGCACAGCUGAACUCGAGGGAGAGGAACAGCAAUGAUAUAACAGACAUAGAAAAUGAAGAAGAUAGGCAGCCAUUGAGAGAACGGGGAAGUCUUCUUCCACUCCCAAUAUCAUUUGGAGGACGGCCGGUGUUAUCCAUCAGAAUAAUGAAGAUUGGUCUGAAGGAUGCCAAACAGUUCAUUGAUCCCUUCAUAUCCAUAUAUGUCAAAGACAACCAGGGUGCUGACCUGACAAGUCACCAGGAUACACCCGUGGCCAAAUGCAAGGAGGACUCCAGUGUAGUGUUCAACGUGGAUGUUCAUGUUCAGAAAACACUCGAUAGUUUGCCACCAGGUUAUGCAGUGUUCUUUGAGUUCAAGCAUUUCAAGCCAAAGAAGGACACCACAAGCACUCGGUGCUGGGCAUUCAUGGAGAGUGAUGAGAUUAAAGAGGGACCUGCCGUCCUUGAAUUGUACAAAAAGCCAGCUAACUUCAAAAGGAAGAACUUGCAACUGUUGACUGUAAAACCACUGUAUUUGCAUUUAAAGUUGUCCAUCAAUACCUAAUUCUAUCCUGACACUGCGGUGGGGAAGCAUUCCAAAUUGUGUUCUGCUCUUUCAAAAAAUAAAAUAAAAUAUGUCUUCCAAGAGGAUAUUAAAAAAGAUUAUAAAUUACAUAUCAGCCGUGUCAUGCGACAAUGGGUCUUAUGCCAUAUGCUGCCAGAGUAGCUCCAGGCCAGUCUGCGCAAUAUGUGCAGUCUGGUCAAAAUCUACUCGGUUUGCAAAUAAGAAAAUGAAGCCUUGUGUAACUGUGUACAAAGUAGCUCCUGACAGGACUGCCCUCUGCCCUUAAUGUGAUGGCUUGUCUGUAGCUACACUGGCCGCAAAUGGCUUAUGACCCAUUAUUGCAGGAUGGGGCUCAUGUUAGUGUGCUAGUUAAAGAUUGUAUUCAUGGAGUUUCCAUGUUGAAUUUGAACUGGAGUUAGUGAUCUCUUAAAUACUUUAGAUUAAAAUUAUACGGUUGUGCUUUUUAUAUGUAAAUAUAAAAUCUAUGAGUAAAAAACCCACUGUGAUCAAUUCUAAAUUAUAAAAUCAUUAUAUAGGUAAUAAGGAAAAUAAACAUGUCAGAAGGUUCAAAUUCAAAGCUAAAUGUAAGAAAUCAACCUUUUACACUUUGUCCUGAACACAAAAUUAUCCACUAUGGAUUUAUUUUCAAUAAAUAUGCACUAGUGACUGGCAAUUAGGUCUAGAUUUAGUGUUGCACGCAAGCCACAAGCCCCUUAGUCAAGGACAUAACCUAGGUCAAAGGUUAAGUGGUAAUCUUGAGCAUGAAUAGGAUUUUCAAUUAACUGGUCCUAUGUAAUAAGCAUACUCAAAGUGGCACAUCAACAAAUUAGGUCAUUAGGUUACAGGUCAAAGUCACAAUCUAGAUGCAAAAGUCGAACAUAACAGUUUUUGUGUGAUCUUUUACCUCAAAAAAAAAAUAUAUAGGUGUAUCACUGUGACAAUUGCACUCUUGUAACUGACAAAUUACAAUACAAGUUAACCUCGUUGAGUAGAUAUUUUGGGUGUUCUUUUUUCAAAUUGUCCAGCUUGAUGUUUAUAGGUAGGGUUAUAUUGUUUAAAUAAAGCAACAUGACCAUGAGUGAUAAGAUAAUGAUAUGAAGACAUUUCCAUUAUAAUAUGUAAAUAAAUUGUAUAUUUUAGAUUUUUUACUUGAGUAGUUUCAUAUUGGUUGUUUAUCUACAUUAAUCUCUAACAUUCCGGGGUAUCUUAUAGUAAUGAAUUUAUUUCAUUAACAUAUUGUUACAAUAUAUCUCUGGUUGUACAUAGUCAUUAAUACAUAUCAGCUUAGACAAUUGUGAUAUAAGUUAUUACAUAAUCAUUACUGAUGUUAACACAUUUUAUUGAUAAGAUGUUGAUAUCAGUUUUUGUAUGAUUAUUGCUGCUUUAUAUAUUAAUGGAAUUAAGUUAUUUAUAAACAUUUUAAUGCAAAUUUCAGUUGUGUUGAUAAGGAUCAGCAUUAAAAUAUUGCAGUGGACAUUUUUAUUCAGUUUAUUAAAUCUCCUCAAACUUUACACAUAUUUGAAAGUCGUAGUGGUUACAGUUAUCAUUGAAAUGUUUUGUUAACUAUGGACACACCAUGCACAAGUUUUUUUUUAUAGAAUUCUGCGUGAACGUUUUAAUGUUUGCAUAUGAACCUUAAAUUGUCAAAUAAGUAAGAGAAUGAUUCUGAAACUUGUAAACAUGCUUCUUCUGAACAUGAUCUCAAUUGUCAUGAAAGUUAGCCAAUCAAAUUGAUAUAUCGUUUGUUUGAGAUUUCAUUUGCAGUGAAAAUUUUACUUUGGUUUAAAAUAGCUUUAAAUGCUGAUGAUUUUAUUUGCAACUUUAGAUAAAUGCUGCAUGAACAUUAUGCCAAGAUUCUUAAUAUGGAUGAAAUGUUGUUGUUAAUGAAUUCAUUAAUUGUGUUUACAGUACAAACAAGUGAACAUAUUGAAACAAUACCAUCGAAGAUUAUCGUAUGCGGAAAUGCUAUCUUAAUAAUAUUAUACAAUUUUCAAACAAAAAGCAUAUUUUGUUCAUGUCAUAUAAAUCAGUUAUAUAGCUUUUAGAUUAUAAAUUAUGGACUUUUGUGUAUUAUAUUAACCUGAUAACUUAAAGUUAACAACAAAAUUUUUAUUGAAUAAAAGCAUUCAGCAUCUGAUGAAAUUCAAUGAUACUAUGUUUGGUAGUUAACUUAUUGGUAUAUCUAAUUGAUGUAGCAGCAGGUUUUGUCAUUAACAUGUUAAUAUAAUGCUUUCUGGAGCAUGCAUUUAUUAUACCCCCACAAACAAAGUUUAGGGGGGUAUAUAGGAGUGAACUUGUCUGUCUGUCGGUCGGUCUGUCUGUCGGUCCGUAUUAAGUGUCCGCUCUCUAAUUCAAGUAGUUUUCAUCCGAUCUUCACCAAACUUGGUCAGAAGUUGUAUCUACAUGAUGUCUAGGCCAAGUUCGAACAUGGGCCUUGCUGGGUCAAAAUCUAGGUCACGGGGUCACUUAGUGCGUUUUAAACAUUCAGCAUGUUGUCCGCUCUCUUAUUCAAGUAGUUUUCAUUCGAUCUUCACCAAACUUGGUCAGAAGUUGUAUCUAGAUGAUCUUAAGGCCAAGUUCGAACAUGGGCCUUGCCGGGUCAAAAACUAGGUCACGGGAUCACUUAGUGCUUUUUUUAAAAUUCAGCAUGGAGUCCUCUCUUAUUCAAGUGGUUUUCAUCUGAUCUUCACCAAACUUGGUCAGAAGUUUUAUCUAUAUGAUUUGAAGGCCAAGUUCGAACAUGGGCCAUGCCAGAUCAAAAACUAGGUCACAGAGUCACUUAGUACGUUUUACACAUUGAGUAUGGUGUCCGCUCUCUAUAUCAAGUAGUUUAUAUCCGAUUUUCACCACACUUGGUCAGAAGUUGUAACUAGAUGAUGUGUAGGUCAAGUUUGAACAUGGGCAAUGCCGGGUCAAAAACUAGGUCACGUGGUCACUUAGUGUGUUUUAAACCUCACCAUGUUGUCCGCUCUCUAAUUCAAGUAGUAUUUAUCCAAUCUUUACCAAAAUUGGUCAGAAGUUGUAUUUUGAUAAUGUCUAGGGCAAGUUUGAAUAUGGGUCAUGCCGGGUCAAAAACAAGGUCACGGGGUCACUUAGUGCCUUUUAAACAUCACAAUGUUGUCCGCUCUCUAAUUCAAGUAGUUUUCAUCCAAUCUUCACCAAACUUGGUCAGAAGUUGUAUCUAGAUGAUGCCUAGGUCAAGUUUGAAUAUGGGUCAUGCCGGGUCAAAAACUAGGUCAUUGGGUAUCUUAGUGCGUUUUAAUCCUCACCAUGUUGUCCGCUCUCUAAUUCAAGUAGUUUUCAUCCAAUCCUCACCAAACUUGGUCACAAGUUUUAUCUUAAUGAUCUCUAGGACAAGUUUGAACAUGGGCCAGUCCGGGCCUAAAACUAGGUCACUGGGUCACUUAGUGCGUUUUUUAACAUUCAGCAUGGUGUCCGCUCUCUAAUUCAAGUAGUUUACAUCCGAUCUUCACCAAACUUGGUCAGAAGUUUUAUGGAGAUGAUCUUAAGGCCAAGUUAGAACAUGGGCCUUUCUGGGUCAAAAACUAGGUCAAGGGUACAUUUAGUGCGUUUUAAAAAUUGAGCAUGGUGUCCCACUUUGUGAAGACGACAUGCAAAAUAUUAUGUGUCAAUGCGGCAUGUGGGGGUAUUCGUCACGUUUGUGACAAAGCUCUAGUUUUUUUCGAACUAGACAUAUUGUCUAACAUAAACUAAUAUUAUAUGUGAUUUUGAAUCUUACUGUAUUCAUAUACCAAUAAAAAACAUCAAAAUAUUAUAUAUAUGUC